Molecule: messenger RNA, 2518 nt
Organism: Varanus komodoensis (Komodo dragon)
Lineage: Eukaryota; Metazoa; Chordata; Lepidosauria; Squamata; Varanidae
Gene: NKD1
Product: NKD inhibitor of WNT signaling pathway 1
Exons: 10
Coding region: 275-1693 (472 amino acids)
Biological process (GO): negative regulation of Wnt signaling pathway
Cellular component (GO): cytoplasm
Molecular function (GO): calcium ion binding
Source: RefSeq, a predicted model, not a curated record
CUGCUUGGCUGAAUGCACGGGCGCAGUUGCGCGUCUCUCGCUCGCUCGCUCUCUCUCUCUGCAUUUUCUCCUCGUUGCAUUCAGCACGGAGCGGCCAGACCGGGGCACAUGGAUUUCUAAAAGGGAGACGCAGGGCAGGCGGGACCCGCUUGGAAUCGCGAGCCUCUCGGAUCGUGCGAAAGAGCGAGCCGAAGAAAGGCGAUGAACUCUGCAACUCAGCCCUGACUUGGAACCGCUCUCCAAUGCCCUCGCAUUGGCAGAUUCGUGCAGAGAGAUGGGAAAACUUCACUCGAAACAUGCUGCUGUUUGUAAACCCCGAGAGAGCCCGGAAGGUGAUAGUUUUGCAGUGAAUACUUCACUGGCUCGGAAAGGGCUGGAGGACUGGAUGGUGAACCAGAAACACUUCGGCAGUGGAAGCAGUAGCGAAGGGAGCAGCUUGGGACUCCAGCGGGGCUUACAGCAUCGGGCCCUCUGCAGGCUGUCCGGCUCCAGGGAUCCAGCUGGUGAAGGUUACAGAGAGGCAAUUGAAAACGAACACUUUCAUCUGGAAGUGGCUUUGCCUCCAGAGAAGACAGAUGGAGUUUGCAGUGGUGAUGAAAAGAAAAUGGAAAAGGAGGCUAACACACGAACAAAUGCCAAGAAGCAGCUAAAAUUUGAGGAAUUGCAGUGUGACGUGUCCGUUGAGGAAGACAACCGGCAAGAGUGGACCUUCACCCUUUACGACUUCGACAACAACGGAAGAGUCACGCGUGAGGACAUUACCAGCUUGCUUCACACCAUCUAUGAAGUAGUUGAUGCCUCAGUAAAUCACUCCCCCAGUUCCAGCAAAACGUUGCGGGUGAAGCUCACUGUGGCGCCGGAUGGGAGUCAAAAGAAGAAAGGCAUUCUGCUGAAUCACGCCGACCUACAAAGCUCAAAGCACCGAGCGGAGAGCAAAGCCAACGAAGAACAGAGGAAUUGCGAAAAGAAGCAGAGGGGUUCCAUCAGGAACCACCAUGCUGAGGCCAGGCCCGAACAAAACGGAUGCUACCGCCAUUGCGUCGAUGAAAAUAUUGAAAGGAGAAACCACUAUUUGGAUCUUGCAGGAAUAGAAAACUAUACAUCAAAAUUUGGGCCAGGGUCUCCUCCAGUGGCUCAGAAACACAACCCACCAGUCCGAGUUGCAAACCAGACAAGAUCCCGUUCCCAUGAACCAGAAAUCUUCCAUGCCACCCAGCGAAGGUCGCCGCCAGCUGAGCAUGGCCACAUCAACUUAAUGGAAGCUUCCUAUGCAAAACUUGCGGAAAUACAACAGCGGCUGCGGAGUCAAGACGCGAACAAGCACUUUAUCAAGUCUCCCAAGGCGCAGAGUAAAAAUGCAGCUUCUGCUAGCACGGGAAGGGUCAUGAGGAGUAAACCCAUUCCAGGGGCGUCUGUACCAUUGGCCUCCCCUACCAUUCGGGUUGGCCAAAACCUUCCUUACCUGCCCAUGCAGUCUCAGCAGACUUUCAAGAAGCACAAGCAGAGGCCGAAAGAGCCUCAUCAAGUGUGCAAAACCUUCCAGGCUCCCGGAACAGUUCUGGAGAAGGAGCAUGUGAGAGAUCUGCCCGCAGUCAUCUUGUACGAAGGCCAAGUGGGGCAGAUGAUUCAGAGACACGAGCACCACCACCAUCACGAGCACCACCACCAUUAUCACCACUUCUACCAGACAUGAAAUGGACCCACCGACUUCAGGGAGAAAACCAUCCUAUAUGAAGGAGGCCCUUUGCUGCCACUGGGAAUGAAAGGCAUUGUUCUUAUUAACAUAAUGUUCUGCUAGCACCUGUCUUAGGAGUUAUAUGAAAACACUAAAAUUAAUGAUGAUGAUGAUGCUAUUAAUAAUAACAACCUAACACUAUUUAUAUUAUGUGGAACUGUAUAACUUACUUUAAUAUCUUGUGGAUUUUAUUAUUAUUUUUUAAAGUUUGGCUUGUACAAACUCUCUCUCUCUCUCACUCUCUCUCACACACAUGCGUGCAAGAGUGAACUGCCACAGCUAUCCCAAGGGGUCUUCACACAAACUCCUCUUUGCAUUCAGUGAACAUGAGGAGGAGACGCUCGUGGGACCGCGUGCUCCACCACCAAGACUCGGUGCUGCCGCCAUGUUGGAUGUCCAUGUGAAGGAAUCGUGGGCCUCCAGGAUGGGCUCCUGCCUUUGAAGAGGGACUGUGUCCAGCCAGGCUGCUUCCCUGAGGGGAGACGCUCGCUGUGCAUCCGUUUGCACACCCAGAAAACUCCUUUUUGCAAACAUCUGACGGAGGGUGGAGCACCGUUUCGGUGCUGGGAGGGACUCGUCCACACGGGCCAUGGAACCCCUCCAUGCACUGAUGCAACGUGGGGUGGUGGCGUUUUGUGAGAAGACCCCUCUCAGUGCGCUUCUAACACACACCCCUUCCCCUGUGGUCCGAGAAGAGAUGCAGCGAUCCGGCUUGUCCCACCCGCUGGUAUUGAGCCCGCCAUCAGGGGAGCAAUGUUUCCAGGUUCUGGACUCCGGGAAUAC